AGAUGGCCAAUCUUAGAAGUCCUGUACACCAUUUCUUCAGUGCUUUUCAGUUUCUUUUGUUAGUGCAAACCAAAGUCCUAUGCUAUCAGUACAAGGUUGAGGUUUAGAUGCAUGGGGUAUUCCCACAUCAGCAAACCCUCAGGUAUACGCCAAAUGGUCCAAGUACCACACCUUCAAGAUUGGAGACUCUCUCUGUAAGUUUCCGUUCCAUUUAUCUCUUUCUUGCCAUGUAUUUUAGUUUCUCUUCUGAUUCUCAUUCUUUGCUGAUUACUUUUCUCUUUGCAGUGUUCUCAUACCCACCAACUCAAGAUUCAGUUAUUCAAGUCAUGGAACAAUCCUACAACUCUUGCAACCUCAAAGAUCCAAUCCUGUACAUGAAAAAUGGCAACUCUCUCUUCAACAUCACCAAAGCGGGGGAGUUUUUCUUCACCAGUGGGGAGCCUGGUCACUGUGAAAAGAAACAGAAGCUAUACAUUUCUGUGCUUUCAGGGAAUGGCUCUGCGUACGCUCCCUCCUAUGGUCCGAGUGCAUUGCCUGAAACUGCGUCUUCACCCUCCUACUCCAGUCUUUGGCACAAUCCCUCAACUGCCUUCUUCUUCCACCUCGCUAGGAUUCCGACUCUUCAUUACAGCUGUUAUUGCAUCAUCCACGUGGGCAAUAAUCAAUGGCAUGAUGUGAAGAGCGUGGCUAAUCUAGUGUCAAAUAUUCAAACCCAUGAUGUAUUUACAGACAAGACAGAAUCUAUGAGCUUGAAAGAAGGGAUUGGACAUCUUCUUUUGCUCUUUUCUAAGAAAAAAGAACGAAGGACAAACACACUUAUGCGCCCAAGUAAUGAAGAUGCAUAG
This is a messenger RNA of Durio zibethinus, 845 nucleotides long. Lineage: Eukaryota; Viridiplantae; Streptophyta; Magnoliopsida; Malvales; Malvaceae. The record is from RefSeq and is a predicted model, not a curated record.